This is a messenger RNA of Plasmodium relictum, 615 nucleotides long. RefSeq names its product heme detoxification protein, putative (gene HDP). Lineage: Eukaryota; Apicomplexa; Aconoidasida; Haemosporida; Plasmodiidae. The coding region runs from base 1 to 615 and encodes 204 amino acids. The record is from RefSeq and is a predicted model, not a curated record. The transcript is spliced from 3 exons.
AUGAAAAAUAGUUAUAAUUUAAUUAUUAAAAGGCUGUACACUCGUAGUGGUGGAUUAAGAAAACCGCAGAAAGUAACAAAUGAUCCUGAAAGUAUUAAUAGAAAAGUUUAUUGGUGUUUUGAACAUAAACCUAUUAAAAGGACAAUUGUUAAUUUGAUUUUUUCACAUAAGGAAUUAAAAAUUUUCUCUAAAUUUUUAAAUCAUCCUAGUGUUGGCGCAUCAUUAAUUCAUGAAUUAUCUUUAGAAGGGCCAUUUACAGGAUUUCUACCAUCAAAUGAAGCAUUAAAUUUAAUCAGUUCAGAAAGUUUAAAUAAGCUAUACAAGGAUGAUAAUAAAUUAUCUGAAUUUGUUUUAAAUCAUUUUACAAAAGAAUUCUGGCUAUAUAGAGAUUUAUAUGGGUCAUCAUACCAGCCUUGGCUGAUAUAUAAUGAAAAAAGAGAAGCACCAGAAAAAAUCACUAAUUUAAUCAAUAAUGAUUUAAUAGUAAAAAUAAAGGGAGAUUUUAAGAAUUGUGAUCAUUCAAUUUAUUUAAACGAAUCAAAAAUUAUCAGACCCAACAUGAAAUGCCAUAAUGGAGUAGUUCACAUUGUAGAUAAGCCAAUAAUAUUUCAAUAA